CACGAAUCACCAACGUCUUCUGUCUCUGCCUUUCCAGGCAGCGUUACAUCCCACCGCUGCCUGUGGCGUUUUCCCCUUUCCACCUUUUCCUACAGAAGAAUGCCGACUUGAGCUUCUUUUGAAAAAUCGAAGAACAAGAAUCAGCAUUUUGCUUUCAGUCCCCCUCAUAACACCACAUCACAUCACACCGCACGCACAGAUCCCGACAAGAUGUCGUCUGAACUCAUGGCGGCCUACUGGCAGGCGCCACCAAUGGCUAGGACAUUGGCGACGGCCAUUCUCGUUACAUCCAUCACAGCCCAUUUCGGGCUGUUGCCGAUUGACUGGAUCUACUUCGAUGAGAGCAGACUCUUCAAACUGCCGCCUGAGAUAUGGCGUCUUGUUACAUCUUUCCUGCUCAGCUCACCGCAGCUGGGCAUUGUGUUAGAUCCGUACUUUGCCUAUCAGUACUUGAGCCAACUUGAAACCACAAACCCCAAGUUCCAAAGGAAGGAAGACAUCCUUUGGUAUUUGAUUACUGUUGGUGGUUUCAUCAUUACCGUAAACCGAAUCUUCUUGGGUGGGUAUUUCUUCCUCCAAGGAUUGAUCGUUGCGCUGUGCUACACUGCCGUUCAAGAUGCCCGCGGCGCGAAGGCGAACUUUUUCUUCUUCACGGUGCCUGCGCAGCUGAUCCCGUACUGCAUGCUCCUCUCGUCGCUGCUCAUGAACCCCAUGGCGAUUCCUCUUCAGGUCACCGGUAUUCUUGCUGCUCACUGGCAUGACUUUAUGACCCGUCUGUGGGCCGAAUUCGGCGGCGGCUCGAGCUUGUUGCCGACGCCCGCUUUCCUGUCUCGUUUUGUUGAGACGCCGAGAGUGUUCCGCCGCGAGUACGGCACAGCCAUCCGUCCCGGUCCUGGCGCUCCGUCUACUGGUAGCACUACAGGUGCGUCCACCGGCUCGGUGCUCCCGGAUUCGUGGAGGACCCGGGGCUCAGGCCAUCGUCUGGGUGGUGAUUGAGAGUGACUUUGUCAUGGUGAGGGUCUGAGAGCAUGCGCAUGUGUGGUGUAGGGCACGGGCAGAAUGGCAGAUCAGUCAAGAUAGUAAUAGUAAUGAUUUGAUAUAUCA
This is a messenger RNA of Neurospora tetraspora, 1104 nucleotides long. RefSeq names its product Der1-like family-domain-containing protein. The record is from RefSeq and is a predicted model, not a curated record. Bases 211 to 996 code for a protein of 261 amino acids. The transcript is spliced from 4 exons. Gene Ontology annotation, molecular function: misfolded protein binding; ubiquitin-specific protease binding. Lineage: Eukaryota; Fungi; Ascomycota; Sordariomycetes; Sordariales; Sordariaceae. Gene Ontology annotation, biological process: endoplasmic reticulum unfolded protein response. Gene Ontology annotation, cellular component: endoplasmic reticulum membrane; Hrd1p ubiquitin ligase ERAD-L complex.